Messenger RNA from Baudoinia panamericana UAMH 10762, 1809 nucleotides. RefSeq lists its product as uncharacterized. Gene Ontology annotation, molecular function: zinc ion binding; DNA-binding transcription factor activity, RNA polymerase II-specific. Lineage: Eukaryota; Fungi; Ascomycota; Dothideomycetes; Mycosphaerellales; Teratosphaeriaceae. Bases 1 to 1809 code for a protein of 602 amino acids. The transcript has a single exon. Gene Ontology annotation, biological process: regulation of DNA-templated transcription. The record is from RefSeq and is a predicted model, not a curated record.
AUGGAACAACUGGACGUCACGAGCUUAAAACGUUACUCGCAAGAUACAUUGGACUAUCCGCGUCGACGAGCGACCAUCGCUUGUGAGAUAUGCCGCAGUCGAAAGUCUCGUUGCGAUGGCGCGCGACCCAAGUGCAGGCUCUGCUCGGAGCUUGGCGCAGACUGCAAUUACCGCGAGCCUGGCAUUAAGCUCGAUGCCGGCGACAAACUAAUACUGGCGCAACUGGAGCGCAUCGAGGGUCUACUACAUUCAAACUUGACUUCGCCGAUCAGCGCCGUGGGAGGACCCAUCUCGCCAGCAACGAGCAACACGGCUUCUGACGAUCUCCAGGCGAGACGAGUGAACAGCAACAACACAAACGGUCCUAGCGUGGGCGCGCUACCGCUCAAUGGCUUGGGAACAUGGUCAGCGAACAUCUCGACGAUCCCACCUCAUCAUACUACGCCUGCCCUGCAUCUUCUUCAAUGGCCGGUAAUCAGAGACCUCAUCUCUCGUCAGUGCGACCCUGGUGUACUGGUUCAGCUUGAGAUGUCACGAGAACCGCUCAACCUUACCAGACACUACUCGCUGGACUUCACCAACAUGACAACGUACACACAAGCAUACUUCGACCGGGUCAACGUUUGGUACGCGAUCGUCAACCCGUACGCAUGGACGCAGUACUACCAGAAUGCUGCCUCAAUGAGCUUCCGAUCAGGCGCUGAAAGCUGCGUUGUGCUCCUGGUGCUAGCUCUCGGCGAGGCGGCGCACUCGGGUAUCAGCAUCUCGAGGCUACCGCACGAUGUUACACCGCCGGGCAUGAGCUUUUUCGCCGCCGCGUGGAAGAUCCUCCCUAGUCUAAUGAUCAAAAACGAUGUGUUGAGUGCUCAAUGCCACAUCAUGGCAGCGGCCUACCUAAUGUAUUUGGUACGGCCGCUCGAAGCGUGGAACUUGCUUUGCAACGCGAGUAUGAAGCAGCAGCUCCUGCUCAGCUCUCCGCAUGCCAUUCCUCCGCACCAGAGGGAGCUCAAUGAGCGGGUCUAUUGGAACACCCUCAUGAUCGAAAGCGACCUACUGGCUGAGCUAGACCUUCCGCAGUCCGGUAUCGUGCAGUUUGAGGAGAACAUGCGUCUACCGCGCAGCUUUCCGUACGAUGCACCUUCCCCUGGCGCUGAACUGCCAGGCAGCGACGACUUGUGGUAUUUCCUCGCCGAGAUCGCACUUCGAAGACUCCUGAACAGGGUCUCUCACCUUAUGUAUACACACAAACGUAAUGCCCCGUUCUCAGUCAACGCCUUAGAUCCAGUGGUCGCCGAACUUGAUUUCCAGCUGGACCAAUGGUACGAAAGUCUGCCUUCGCCCGUGAAGUUCCCUAAGGAUCGGCUACCCGUCCGCAAUCAAGUUCAGACCGUCCUCCGUCUUCGCUACUACGCUUGUCGAACCAUCAUUUACCGGCCAUACAUCCAGGCCGUCCUCACCGACGAGUCACUGGCGGCCGAAAUGUCUGUGCAGGAUGCGUGCCGCAAGUGCCUUGAGGCUUGCGUUCGGCAGCUCGAAUACGUCACAGCGCACCACGAAGGGCAUCUGCCUUACUUGUGGCAAGGAGCCCUGAGCCUCAUGAGCCAGACACUUAUUAUCAUGGCAGCAACACUGUCGCCUGCGCUCAAUGUGCUUCUGCCACCGGCAAAUCAAAUGGAUGUUAUCAUUGGUGAAGUCGUUACUGAAGUGGAGAGGGUGGCGCAUUUGGCACCGAGUCUGGGAGUUUGUGCGGAGAUUGUACGGGAGGCGGAGGAGAGAAGGUUGGUGAUGACGAGGAGGCCGAACAGAUGA